AUGCCGACUGCCAGAAGUAUUGAUUAUGUUAAAGAAAGUUUUAUAUCUGGAUUGUCUACAAUCAAUAUUGGACCUAUUAAAGCAUUCAAUAUUAUGAAAACAAUGUAUGGUGGUUUUGGUGAAGUUGGUGCUAGUAAAGUUGAUUGUAAGAACUAUAGAAGGGAUUUGAAUAUUUACAUAGGAGAGUAUGAUGCAGAAAUGGUAGUUAGGCGUCUUAUUAGGAAGAAAGAAUGUUGUCCUAGUUUCACAUGUGAUUAUGUUAUUGGUGAAGAUAGAAGAUUGAAAGGACUUUUCUUGGCUGAUGAGCAAUCAAAAACAAAUUAUACAGUGUUUGGUGACAUAGUUGGUUUUGAUGCUACUUAUAAAUCAAACAAAUAUGAUUUGGUUUUUGUUCCAUUUACUGGGAUUGAUAAUCAUUUUAGGAAUGUCACAUUUGGUGGUGCAUUACUUGGUUCUGAGACUGCAGAUUCUUAUAGAUGGCUUUUAAAGUGCUUUGUUAAUGAUUUUGGAAAUGAGCCUAAAGUUGUUGUUACUGAUCAAGAUGUUGUAAUGAAGAGAGCUAUUAAGGAUGUACUUUCAAGAAGUAGGCAUAGGUUAUGUAUGCGGCAUAUAUGGGAGAAAUUGAAGACAAAGGUUGGUCCUGUUUUGUCAUCAAACAUUGAUUUUAAUACAAGAAUGACACAUGUUGUUUGGAAUGAUACUAUUAUUCCAGAAGAUUUUGAAACUGAGUGGCAUUCAAUAAUGUCUACUUUUGGAUUGGAAAAUCAUGAGUGGUUAAAAGAUAUAUACGAUCUUCGAUCUGAUUGGAUUCCCUCUUAUUACCAUGGAGAGAAUUUGGCUGGUCUUAUGCGUACUAUGUCUAGAUGUGAAAGCAAGAAUUACUUCUUUGGUCAGUUUUGCAAUCCAAGUUGCACACUUGUUGAUUUUUUCACUCAUUUUGAGACUGCAAUGGAUUUUCAAAGGCAUGAGCAUAGGAGGAAUGAUCAUGAUACAAGGUAUAUUCAGUCUAAGACAUGGAGUGACUUUGUAUCGGAGAAACAAGCAUCAGAAAUAUAUACCAAAACAAUUUUUAAAGAUAUUCAGAUUAAAAUUGAUGCUGCCAUUACAAAGUGUAUGUCAAAGUCUCAUGAUAUUGUGGGUGAUGUUCAAUAUUAUGAAAUAAAGGAUUUCAAACAGCCAUGCACAUGUUUAUUCAAGGUUCAAUACAACAAACAAGAAGAUGGUUUAAGUACAAGUCGUACUUGCAAACGAUUUGAACAAUUUAGUAUAUUGUGCCGCCAUAUAUUUUAUGUUCUACGGUAUGAUGAUAUAACUGAGUUUCCUAGAAGAUAUGUUCUUAGAAUAUGGAUGAGAGAUGUUGUUUCAAAUGGAUCAAUUCAUUGCAAUAUUUGGUUUGAUGAAAUUGGUAGGAAUAGUGAAAUUGAUAAAGUUUUUAGAGAAAUUGUUGUUGCAAAUGAGUAUGUGGUUAAUAGGUUGGUUGGGGAUUUAGAUGAGUUGUGUCAUUACAGAGAUCAUAUUAAAAGUUAUAUUGAUAAAGCGGAUGAGGUUAUGGUUGCUGCGCCGCCUCCUAGUCGCAAAGAAAGAUUUGUUGAUAUUGGAGGGAACUUAGAAAAGCCCUGA
Molecule: messenger RNA, 1620 nt
Organism: Helianthus annuus (common sunflower)
Lineage: Eukaryota; Viridiplantae; Streptophyta; Magnoliopsida; Asterales; Asteraceae
Product: protein FAR1-RELATED SEQUENCE 5-like
Exons: 4
Coding region: 1-1620 (539 amino acids)
Biological process (GO): regulation of DNA-templated transcription
Molecular function (GO): zinc ion binding
Source: RefSeq, a predicted model, not a curated record